Messenger RNA from Scleropages formosus (Asian bonytongue), 2424 nucleotides. RefSeq names its product lymphocyte cytosolic protein 1 (L-plastin) (gene lcp1). Lineage: Eukaryota; Metazoa; Chordata; Actinopteri; Osteoglossiformes; Osteoglossidae. Gene Ontology annotation, molecular function: actin filament binding; calcium ion binding. Gene Ontology annotation, cellular component: actin filament bundle; actin filament; cytoplasm. Gene Ontology annotation, biological process: actin filament network formation; actin filament bundle assembly. The transcript has 16 exons. Bases 122 to 1996 code for a protein of 624 amino acids. The record is from RefSeq and is a predicted model, not a curated record.
CCGAUCGGUUGGCCUUCGGCUGUCUCCUGUCAGUGCAGCGGCGCGCGCACCAGAGCAGCACAGCGACCCUCGCACCCGCACCCACAGCACCUCCGAUCCACCUGAACCAGCAACUUUCACGAUGGCCGAAACGGCGCAGAUCUCCCAGGAUGAGAUGGAGGACCUUCGGGAGGCCUUCUCCAAGAUUGAUGUAGACUCUCAUGGUUACAUCGGCACCGAUGACCUCAACGACCUCUUCAAGGCGGCUAACCUGCCGCUGCCUGGGUACAGGAUCAGGGAGAUCAUCCAGGACCUCACCUCAACCGGCGCUCAGCAUGAGGGCAAGGUCACCUUCGACGAAUUCAUCAGUGUGGUCCGGGGGCUGAAGAGCUCCGAGGUGGCCAAGACAUUCCGCAAAGCCAUCAACAAGAAGGAGGGCAUCUGCGCCGUGGCAGGAACGUCGGAGCAGUCGGGCACCCAGCACUCCUACUCAGAGGAGGAGAAGGUGGCCUUUGCAAACUGGGUGAACAAAGCCCUGGAGAAAGAUCCCGACUGCAAGCACAUCCUGCCCAUAGACCCCAGCACGAACGACCUCUUCAAGGCUAUGGGAGAUGGAAUCAUCCUGUGCAAGAUGAUCAACCUGUCCGUGCCCGACACCAUCGACGAGAGGACCAUCAACAAGAAGAAACUCACACCUUUCACCAUUCAGGAAAAUCUGAACCUGGCGCUGAACUCUGCAUCUGCCAUCGGCUGUCACGUGGUGAACAUCGGGGCGGAGGACCUGAAAGAGGGCAGGCAGCACUUGGUCCUGGGCCUGCUGUGGCAGAUCAUCAAGAUCGGCCUCUUCGCCGACAUUGAGAUCAGCAGGAACGAGGCCCUGGUUGCUCUGCUGAGAGAUGGCGAGAGCCUGGAGGACCUCAUGAAGCUCUCUCCCGAGGAGCUACUGCUGCGCUGGGCCAACUACCAUCUGGAGAAUGCCGGCUGCCCCAAGAUCAACAAUUUCAGCUCCGACAUCAAGGACUCAAAGGCCUAUUACAACCUCCUGAACCAAGUGGCCCCCAAGGGUGAUGAGGAGGGAAUCCCUGCCAUCACCAUCGACAUGUCGGGAAUAAGGGAGAAGGAAGACCUGAAGCGUGCGGAGUGCAUGCUGGACCAGGCCGACCGCCUGGGCUGCCGGCAGUUUGUCACGGCGACCGAUGUCAUCCGCGGCAACCCCAAGCUGAACCUGGCCUUUAUCGCCAACCUGUUCAACACAUACCCAGCCCUGAAGAAGCCAGAGAACCAGGACAUCGACUGGAGCUCCAUUGAGGGUGAGACCAGAGAAGAGAGAACGUUCAGGAACUGGAUGAACUCGCUGGGCGUCAACCCUCGCGUGAACCACCUCUACGUAGAUCUGGCUGACGCCAUGGUCAUCUUCCAGCUCUACGAGAAGAUCAAGGUGCCGGUGGACUGGAGCCGCGUGAACAAACCGCCAUACCCGAAACUGGGUGGCAACAUGAAGAAGCUGGAGAACUGCAACUAUGCCGUCGACCUGGGCAAGAACCAAGCCAAGUUCUCACUGGUGGGCAUCGCCGGGCAGGACCUGAACGAGGGCAACCGCACGCUCACCCUGGCCCUGCUAUGGCAGCUCAUGAGGAGGUACACACUGAACAUCCUAGAAGAUCUGGGCGAUGGGCAGAAGGUGACCGAUGAUACCAUCGUCACCUGGGUAAACGACACACUGACACAGGCGGGCAAAGGCACCAUCACUGGGUUCAAGGACGGAUCCAUCAGCACCAGCAUGCCGGUCCUGGACCUGAUUGAUGCCAUCCAGCCCGGCUGCAUCCGCUACGACCUGGUGAAGACCGAUGACUUGUCAGACGAGGAGAAGCUCAACAACGCCAAGUACGCCAUCUCCAUGGCGAGGAAGAUCGGGACUCGAGUCUACGCCCUGCCGGAGGACCUGGUGGAGGUCAAGCCCAAGAUGGUGAUGACGGUGUUUGCCUGCCUGAUGGCAAGGGGCAUGAAGCGGGUGUGAGGGAGUGGCCACAUUGCACAUGGACAACACCUGACUUUGCCUACUUCAGUGCAGGCCCUUUGCCAAACACACAGACACACACAGACACACACAGACACACACACACACAGACACACACACACACACACACACAGAGAGCCAGGGAGGACAAAAGGCUGCCAGUAUGCCAGUGCUUGGGUUCCAGCGAAGGCCUUUCAGCUCACUUCUGAUCAUGGCUGCCCGCUGCAAUGAUUCAGCCUGUUUGCAUGCAUAUCUGUUUCCCAUAUUUGAGUCACUGAAAUAAAAGUGACACUCGCUGUUUAUUCUUAUCUAGUAUUCAUGCGGAUUGUUGUCAGUUGCUUUUCUCCAGGGCUAAUAAAAUGUGAUCACUUUUGGUUGUUUUUACGAUUGGAACCUUGCCAACUAAUAAAUUUUUUUCUUACAAAUGA